This is a messenger RNA of Impatiens glandulifera, 1657 nucleotides long. RefSeq names its product transcription factor bHLH145-like. The record is from RefSeq and is a predicted model, not a curated record. The transcript has 4 exons. The coding region runs from base 749 to 1489 and encodes 246 amino acids. Lineage: Eukaryota; Viridiplantae; Streptophyta; Magnoliopsida; Ericales; Balsaminaceae.
CUACAUUAACACACUUCACGGUAUUCUCUCUCUCUCCGAUUUCAGUCAGGUUUAUUUCAAUAUUUGACGUCCAAACGAUACGCUUCCUGAGAUCGGAAAUCGGAUACAUACAUACCUUCAAUUCAAUGCUUAUUGAUAUAAUAUUUACUUGAGGCUAUUUCAUCUGCGAACAAAAUUGGAACAAUAUGCUGUGGUUAAGUCUCUCAAUUGAUGUAUUCCGAAGAGCUGCUACCUCCUUGCGUGUCUAUUGUAGGAUCAUAUUGUAGAUGAUCGCCUUCAGUAUCUGAUUUUCGAUAUAAUUAACCGAUGGGAUCCAAUCACUUUUCCUUUCUUGAUCAUUCUAUGCACAUGAUUAGCUGAAAGUAUUGUGUUCUUCUUAAUUGGCUUUUGAAAUUUUUCUAGCUAGACAAUUAUUGUUUCUCUUGAAGUUUGAUAAGAGUGUAGUAGAAAAAAGUGAUGGUGUGCCAAAAAGCGAGCCAAACACGAUUUCGGGCAUUAAAACACGAGAAUAGUGGGAUUUCAGGAAGAGCCACCAUCAUAGUUAGAGUAAUAGCUUGCUUUCAACCUUUGCAAGAUUGUCAGGCCGAGUAUUUUCGUCACAUGCUGAAACCCGUUACGUAAUUUCGCUACCUCAUUGACGUGUAAUUCAAGCUAUAGGAGAUUUCGUUUCUUGUUUUUCCUUCUUCUGUUUCAUUCCUUGUAAAUUAUCGGGCUUUGCUGUUAUCCUGGUGAUUUUCUCUGCUGCUGGAUGGUGAAAGUUGGAGAUUUUCCGCUCUCUGAGCAGCUAUCUGCUUAUUACCCCUUUCCGUGGUUUGACAACAUAAAUGAAACCCACAGUUCGUUACAGUGUACCCCUGGAAAUAACCCUUCAACCCUCUGGCCAGUUUCUGGGCCUUCUGAUAGAAGGUUCAUCAUCUUUGAUCAGACUGGUGCUGAUAUUAGAACGUUCUUAAGUCCCAUUUGUCCUCUUCCACCUAAUACAUCCAUUGAUGCUGGUGAAUUUCUUGAAAAAACACAGUCAUCAGAAAUGAAGCAAGAAAUUUCCAUCAUCCCCAAAAGGCCAGUGAUGGAAAAAAGUGGGAUGCAUGAAGAAGACAGUGACGAAAUAGAUGCAAUUCUCUAUUCAUCCGACGAAGACAGUGAUGAAGGCGAAGUAACAAGCACUGCUACUUCUCCAUUUUGGACCUCCACGAGUAGCUGCAGGAAGCGUGAGUUACAGUAUGAUGGGAACAACAUGACUAACUGCAAAAGGCAGAGGCUACUUGACGAUGAUCACAAGCAACCGAGAAAUGUGGAAAUGGGUUGUAAAAUUGGGGAGAGAGAAUUGAAGAGGGAUAAUAUUCAGGAGACAUUGACAGCAUUGAAAUCAAUAAUCAUCCCAAGUAGGAAGAUGAACGACCCAUUGUUAAUUAUUGAAGAGGCCAUCUGUUACUUGAAGGAUUUAAAGAUGAAAGCUCAGGCAUUAGGAGUUAGUGAGAUAUUGCAGUAAAGUGAAAAUGUCCAAGCUUUUGAGUGUUGCAGGUGAGAUUUAAAGAGGGAAGAGAUGGACUGAUUGAAUAAGAGUAAGGUUUUGAAGUUGUGAAUGUAUGAAGUAAGUUGUAAUGUAAUGAUCAUAAAUAAAUCAGCUUGGUAAUAAAUCCCAUUAUCUUGUACAUGA